AUGCAAUCAUUUACGCCACCAAAUUUGGCUUUUUCAAGUAGUAACGGUGGUUGCGGUGAUUAUUUUCAUUUACAUUUAAACAAUCAAACUGAUCAAAUAACACAACAAAGCUUACAACAACAACAACCAUUCGUAUCGCAAUAUUCUAGCGGUGGUACUUCAUCACAAACCACUGAUAUGUUAACUAAUCAUAGUCAUAAUGUGAUUAGUUAUCAGCCACAGUUAGAAGCACCAUCAUCACUGAUAACACCAGCAUUGGAUUAUACCGUAAGUGGUGAUAACUUGGAAUAUAUGCUAAGCAAUUACUCGUCCACGAUCUCAUCCGCUGCUUCCGUUGCGUCAACGGGAAAUGAGGUACGAUCAAAUGUUGCGGAACAUUUACAACAGCAACAAUAUACGGGACAAACUGGUGCUAAUAAUACAUUACGAACCGAUGAUGUAAUUGUUGCUAGUGUUGUUACCACUAGUAAUACCGGUAAAGAGGUACCACAAGUUUCGUGGUAA
This is a messenger RNA of Brugia pahangi, 504 nucleotides long. NCBI's taxonomy places the organism in Eukaryota, Metazoa, Nematoda, Chromadorea, Rhabditida, Onchocercidae. The record is from the annotation of a GenBank genome assembly.